Molecule: messenger RNA, 4220 nt
Organism: Echinops telfairi (small Madagascar hedgehog)
Lineage: Eukaryota; Metazoa; Chordata; Mammalia; Afrosoricida; Tenrecidae
Product: zinc finger protein 615-like
Exons: 7
Coding region: 524-3046 (840 amino acids)
Biological process (GO): regulation of transcription by RNA polymerase II
Molecular function (GO): DNA-binding transcription factor activity, RNA polymerase II-specific; RNA polymerase II cis-regulatory region sequence-specific DNA binding
Source: RefSeq, a predicted model, not a curated record
CUGAGAAGUACGCGAGCGAGCGUCCCAGGAGGAACAAAGAUUUGCCACAGAGAAAUACAGUCCUGUCUAGGGAGCUAGAAAUCUGUUACUACGGUCUUGCACAUUGAAGCAUCACAAGGCAGGAUUUCAGCUUCUCACACUGGGUUGUGAACCAACUCCAUUCAUCUGACUCCAAGCAGGGUGUAUCCUUGAUGGAGGUCACCUUACUGAGGACAGAACAGGGGCCAUUGUCACGAGUCUGACCUUGACUGCCCUGUGUGAAGGCGCUGGACCAAUCUUGAUCAUAAAUGACUCAAGAUACGGUUCUUCUUUGGGACAGCAUCUUGACAGCCAUACCUGCAGCCUGCAGAUUGUGCGUCACCAGCAGCUUAGAGGAAGGAGGAAGAAGUGCCUGCUUUGGGCAGUAUUAUUUCUGGGAUGUCCUCAGUAUUAUUUCUGAGAUUGAAAUUUGUGAACAUCAUUAGAGCUGAUCCACGUAGGACAAAAAUAGAGCAUGUAGUUGCCGGCAGUGUCCUAAGGACCAAUGAAAAUGACCAAGGCUCAGAAACCACUGACAUUCAACGAUGUGGCAGUAAAGUUCACCUUGGAAGAAUGGCUACUCCUGAACCCUGCUCAGAAGACUCUAUAUCAGGAUGUGAUGUUGGAGAACUAUCGCAACCUGGUUUCCAUUGAAAUCGAGAAAGAUGUUCAUUUACUUGAGUACUCGCAACAUGAAAGAAGCGUGGACAGAAUGGAAGAAUGCUAUAAGUUUAAUACAUUGGAAAGUAUUGUUUAUCAACAGAACAUGUUUGGCUUACAUGAAAGAAUUGUAAAAUCAGAUUUAAUCAUUCUGCCAUUAAAUCUGUACAGUAGCAACAAAAUAAAGCCAUCAGCUGUGCUCAAUGGAGAUGAGAAAACUUUUACGCAUGUUGAACAAGAGCAAUUUUAUGCUGAAAUGAAAUUGCCUGAGUGUGAAAAAUCCAGUAGCAUGAAGUCACAGUGCAUCCAACAUCAGGAAUCUGACAAAAUUGAGAAACCAUGCAUAAGUGAUAAAUGUGGGAAACCCUUCAUCAAGGAGUCUUUCCUCUGUGAGCAUCAGAUCAUUCAUAUACUAGAGAAGGACUUUGAGUGCAAUCAGUGUGGGCAAGAAUUCGAUGAAGUGUUCAAACCCAAUGAACAUUAUCGAAAAACUCAUAAAGGACAAAAACCAUAUAAAUGCUUGGAAUGUGGCAAAGUAUAUCACAGUAAGGCAUACCUCAGGGAACAUCAGAAAACUCACGUGGAAGGGAUGCCCUGUGUAUGCAGUGAAUGUGGGAAAGGCCUCACCAGGAACAGUGAUCUCAAUGCUCAUUGGCGAGCUAAUACUGUAGAGAAAUCCCAUGUAUGUGGUGGAUGUGGCAAAGGCUUAAUUCAGACAUCACAUCUCAAAACUCAUCUACAAACUCGUAUAGGAGAAAAAUCUUAUGUAUGCGGUGAGUGUGGAAAAACCUUUAUCUGGAAGAAUGUUCUCACUGAUCAUCAGCAAACUCAUACUAGAGAGAAACCCCAUUUAUGUGGUGAAUGUGGAAAAUCCUUUUCCUGGAAGGCUGCUCUCACUGUUCAUCAGCGAACUCAUACUGAAAAGAAACCCCAUGUAUGUGGUGAAUGUGGCAAAGACUUCAUUUGGAAACCACGUCUCAAAACUCAUCUACGAACUCAUACAAGAGAAAAACCCUAUGUAUCCAGUGAGUGUGGUAAAGCUUUCAGUCAGAAAAAAUACCUUAUAGCACAUCAGACAUUUCAAACACAAGAUAAAUCCCAUGUAUGUGGUGAAUGUGGAAAAUCCUUUAUCUGGAAGAAUGCACUCACUGUUCAUCAGCAGACUCAUACUGGAGAGAAACCCUAUGCCUGUGAUGAAUGUGGAAAAGCCUUUAGCAGGAAGAAUGCUCUCACUGUUCAUCAGCGAACUCAUACUGGAGAGAAACCCCAUGUGUGUGGUGAAUGUGGAAAAGCCUUUAUCACAAAGAAUGAACUAACUGUUCAUCAGCUAACUCAUACUGGAGAGAAACCCCAUGUAUGUGGUGAAUGUGGAAAAGCCUUUUUCUGGAAGUCUACUCUCACUUAUCAUCAGCGAACUCAUACUGGAGAAAAACCCCAUGUAUGUGGUCAAUGUGGAAAAGCGUUUAUCAGGAAAACAGCUCUCACUGAUCAUCAGCGAACUCAUACUGUAGAGAAACCUCAUGUAUGUGGUGAAUGCGGCAAAGGCUUCAUUCGGAAAGCACGUCUCAAAACUCAUCUACGAACUCAUACAGGAGAAAAACCCUAUGUAUGCGGUGAGUGUGGUAAAGCUUUCAGUCAGAAGCAAUGUCUUAUAGUACAUCAGACAGUUCACACAGAAGAUAAACCCCAUGUAUGUGGUGAAUGUGGAAAAGCCUUUAUCAGGAAGAAUACUCUAACUGUUCAUCAGCGAACUCAUACUGGAGAGAAACCUUAUGUAUGCGUUGAGUGUGGUAAAGCUUUCAGUCAGAAGCAAUGCCUUAUAGUACAUCAGACAGUUCACACAGAAGAAAAACCCCAUGUAUGUGGUGAAUGUGGAAAAGCCUUUAUCAGGAAGAAUACUCUCACUGUUCAUCAGCGAACUCAUACUGGAGAGAAACCCCAUGUAUGUGGCGAAUGUGGAAAAGCAUUUAUCAGGAAAAACGAGCUUACUAUUCAUCAGCGAACUCAUACUGGAGAGAAACCCCAUGUAUGUAGUGAAUGUGGAAAAGCUUUUAUCAGGAAGAAGGACCUCACAGUUCAUCAGCGAACUCAUACCGGAGAGAAACCCCAUGUAUGUGGUGAAUGUGGAAAAGCAUUUAUCAGGAAGUCUGCUUUUACUUAUCAUCAGCGAACUCAUACUGGAGAGAAACCCCAUGUAUGUAGUGAAUGUGGAAAGGCCUUUAUCUGGAAGAAUGAGCUCACUGUUCAUCAGCGAACUCAUACCGGUGAGAAACCCCAUGUAUGUGGUGAAUGUGGAAAAGCCUUUAUCAGGAAGACUGCUCUCACUGUUCAUCAGCGAACUCAUACUGGACAGAAAUGUAUUUGGUGAAUGUGGUAAGCCUUCAUUCAGAAAGCAAAUAUCAAAACUCAUCUAUGAAUUCAUACUGGAGAAAAAAUAUAUGUGAUGAGUGUGGUAAAGCUUUCAUCUGGAAAAGUUUCCUUACAGCACAUCAGAGAUUUCACACAGGAAAAAGGCCCUUUGAAUGAAUUAAAUGUGGAAAAUCUUAUAUGUGGAAGUCAAGACUCAUCAAACAUGAGAACAUGCCCAAAAAGAAAACCUUUUAUUGGGGUGAGUGUAACAAAGCUUUCAAAACAAAGGAAGAGGCACUAGAGUUCGGCCUGGGCCAAAUGCAGAAACAUGAUUGUGACUUACCAUGUGUGUACACAGGUUCUGAAUUGCUGUCCCUCUACUGACAUGGCCCACCGGUGUGGGGAGAGGGCCUUCCAGACUUCCACAGGGUGCAUGGGUACCUUAUUGCUCUUCCAGCUUUCAGUCCCUGAAAGAGCUGGACCUGCUGUUUCUGGAUCACAGUUAUACCAAGCAGUAGAGUGCCCACCCAGAUGCAAGUAGUGCUUGCCCCACCUCCAUGUUCUCUGUUGCCCCUGGACACAGCACAGAAGUACCAUAAAAUAAGAAUGAGCAAAAUAGAAGAUGUAUGAGAACAAUUUGUCCAGAGGAUGAAUGGACCACAGCAAACCUCAGCCUCCACGACCCUGAGACCAGAAGAACUAGAUGCUGUCCAGCUUCCACUGCUAAUUACUCUGAAAGGGAUCACAAAAGAGAGUCAUGAGUCGAGUGGGAGAACAAAGUGGAACAAAACCCAAAGUCAUUAAAUAGACCAGGCUUACUGGUCUGAGGGAGACUUGGAAUCCCCAGACUAUGACCUUUAGCGACUCUUCACUCCUGGAACUGUACUCUCUCCUCUGACUCAGCUCUCAGCCCAACAACACAGACUUGCAGGGGAAGAACAACAUCCAGGAGGUAGACACUCCUUAGAACAAUCCACCAAACAAAAUCAAAAGACAGCAUUUGCUUAUGGAUAAAAACUCUUAAGCAAGAUGGAUCAGGAAAAAAGGAUGAAUAAUAAUGGAAAAACACAGGGAGGGCGGAAGUUGGAAGAGUGCUGGUACAUCUUGGGGACUGCAAUCCAUGUAUGAAAUAUAUGGAAAACCAAUAUACUCUAAAAUUUUAAAUCCUAAUAAAAAGUUUAAAAAUAAAUGAA